Messenger RNA from Sciurus carolinensis (gray squirrel), 1377 nucleotides. It is a transcript of the gene Zcchc9, whose product is annotated as zinc finger CCHC-type containing 9. The transcript has 6 exons. NCBI's taxonomy places the organism in Eukaryota, Metazoa, Chordata, Mammalia, Rodentia, Sciuridae. The record is from RefSeq and is a predicted model, not a curated record. Gene Ontology annotation, molecular function: zinc ion binding; nucleic acid binding. The coding region runs from base 117 to 932 and encodes 271 amino acids.
AUGUGCUUCCGGUCUCGAUAUCCUAGGUGCCGUAGUGGGGACCGGGCUUCUCUGGCUUGCUAACUCGGCUGCUCUGGAGGAUUAACUCGUGAUUGAUAAGGUACCUCUGAUUCAACAUGACAAGGUGGGCACGAGUUACUACCACACAUAAUAAGAGACCCUUGCCUGCAACAUCAUGGGAGGACAUGAAGAAGGGAUCCUUGGAGGGAAUAAACCAAAAUCUACCCAAUCGUAAACAACUUGAAGCCAACAGACUGUCCCUUAAAAAUGAUGCACCCCAAGCAAAACAUAAAAAGAACAAAAAGAAAAAAGAGUAUUUAAAUGAAGAUGUGAAUGGAUUCAUGGAAUACCUAAAACAGAACUCACAGAUGGUUCACAAUGGGGAAAUGACAGCAAUGGACAGCCAGGAAGUAAGGGAAGAAAUUGCAGUUGCUUUAAAGAAAGACAGUCGCCGGGAAGGAAGACGAUUAAAAAGACAAGCAGCAAAGAAAAAUGCAAUGGUGUGUUUCCACUGUAGAAAACCUGGCCAUGGAAUUGCAGAUUGCCCAGCCGCCCUUGAAAAUCAAGAUAUGGGCACUGGAAUAUGUUAUCGAUGUGGGUCCACAGAACAUGAAAUAACCAAGUGCAAGGCUAAAGUAGACCCAGCUCUUGGUGAAUUUCCUUUUGCAAAAUGUUUUGUUUGUGGGGAAAUGGGUCAUCUGUCCCGAUCAUGUCCUGAUAAUCCCAAAGGACUGUAUGCUGAUGGUGGUGGUUGCAAACUUUGUGGUUCUGUGGAACACUUGAAGAAAGAUUGCCCUGAAAGUCAGAAUUCAGAUCGAAUGAUCACAGUUGGUCGCUGGGCAAAGGGGAUGAGUGCAGACUAUGAAGAAAUUUUGGAUGCCCCUAAACCAAAGACACCCCAAACAAAAAUACCUAAAGUUGUGAAUUUUUAAUAACAUUUGGUACUGUUGUGCAUUACUAUCACAUUGUUCUUUUCCAAACUUGGGGUGCCUUACAAGUUAGGCUUCCUUAUAGUCAAGAACAGUUUACUGCAUUCAGUCCAUCAAGGAGUACUUCUGCCACUGUUUGGAGGAAAUCACUGAAGGAAAGCACAAUAUGUUUAAACUGAAUUCUCUGAAAGAACUUGUUUUAAUGACAAUUGAGUUAUACAGUUGAUAGUAUAUAGUUAUAUAGAUGAUUGUAAAUGAUCUUUUUUAAAAGCAAAUUAUGCAUUAAAGCAAACUACUUUUAAACAAAGCAUACUGCUUUGUGUUUUAAAUUAAUUUUUGAUUAUUGUUUUCUUGGUUUAAAAUGUCAGUUUAUUAUUAUAAUAGAAAUUUAUGAAUUGCUACAAAGUCUGUAUUUUUAAAAUAGUGAAUAAAAAUGCAUUUGCUCUUG